GUUUUCUCUGUUGUGCUUCUGAGAAGGGAUACGGGUCUUUCACGACUUCUGACGGGAGGGAAGGGUGUAUGAUGAUGCGUGGUAACGUAAUUCUCAACACCGCCGAGCCAUAGCAAUCAUCACCGUCGUAGUCGCCACCUCCUCUCCCGGCGUGGAGUGGAAGAGAACCCGUCUGCACUCAUAGGCUGGUUUUGUUCGGUGGGAGGGCAACUUGAGUCUAAGAUAUUCAGGUAUUGCUAGAGAUGUUGGGUCAUGAUCUAGCAACCGAUCCCUCUAGUACUUUGCGUAUGGUUACCUCAAGGGUAUCAAGUGCACCGUUGGGGCUUGUCUGUUCGUUGAGUUUUGACAGGGGAUUCAAGGAAAAGAACAAUAUCUUCAUCAACGUGGAUAGAUGCAUGAAGUACAGUACUUUCUGUUAUGCACCCAGAAAUCCCAAUAUCACACCACUGGCAACUGCAUCGUUUGGGGACAUGGCUGAUUCUUCAAUUUUUACCUUUCCCAGAAUCCAUGUGAAGGAUCCAUAUCAGCGCCUCGGAAUCAGCAGGGAAGCAUCGGAAGAAGAAAUUCGGGCUGCUAGGAUUUAUCUGAUAAGCAAGUAUGGAGGCCAUAGUCAAGCGCUGAUGCAAUUGAGUGUGCCCAUGAUAGGAUUAUCAUGCAGAGUUUCUUUGAUAGGAAAAAAACCAAAAACGAACCUCAAGAAAAAAAUUAGAGAACUUAGUCAGUCACGUGCCGUGAAGGCUAUUCAAGGCAGAUUUCAAACACCACGUAGCAAAGUCAUUUGGCAGACAGCUAUUACUUUUGUCUUGCUUGGAGUGCUUACCCUUGCUUUCCCUACUGAAGAAGGGCCAACCCUCCAGGUGGCCAUCUCUUGUGCAGCAAAUAUCUAUUUCAUUUAUCAGAGGGUCAAAAGUGGAUGGCGAGCAUUCUUUUAUGGGCUUGGUUCUUUCUUUGCUUCCUUGUUCCUGGGCACCUUCUUGAUGGUAUCCCUAAUUCCUCCUGUACUCCCCGGCCCAAGAAACUUGGAAGUGAGCACCGCGUGUGUUACUUACGUGCUCCUUUUCGUAUCGCCGACAUUCUUGAAGUAAGAGAUCUCCGUGCUUCCUUCCAUGUUAGCCCAAAGUCUUGCAGAAGUUAUAAUCAUGGUAUCCUGCUUCAAAUAGCUUGUACAAUCCAUCAGCUUUUUGUUUGUUUGUUUCACGUUCGUGGAGUUGGAAAUGGUAGCCCCUCGGUGAGUUGAUAGUAGUUUUCAGGUUGCCAUGUGAUAUGUAGAACUUUUUUUUUGCCCUUGGACCGUGAGGUCUUAAGCACAAAGAGUAACACCUCUCUCGUAGGAGUUGUGUGGAGGCCUGUCAACUUGCUUCCGAAUAGAUCAUGUAUCGUAAUAUCCAUGCUGAAGUCAUCGGUCGUCUUUUGGAUGGACA
This is a messenger RNA of Zea mays, 1421 nucleotides long. RefSeq lists its product as uncharacterized. NCBI's taxonomy places the organism in Eukaryota, Viridiplantae, Streptophyta, Magnoliopsida, Poales, Poaceae. Gene Ontology annotation, cellular component: chloroplast membrane. The record is from RefSeq and is marked validated.